AGGCAGGAGGGAGGGGGGCGGGCAUGGCCCAGAGGAUGCCGGGGGGCUGCGGGAUCCUGUACGACACCUCCCUGCUCCUGCAGUUCUGCAACGAUGAUAACCUCUCUGGCACCAGCGGGAUGGAGGUGGAUGACCGCAUCUCCUACCUGGAACAGCGACUCCAGCUGCAAGAAGACGAGAUCCAGGUGCUGAAGGCAGCCCUGGCCGACGUCCUCCGUCGCCUCACCACCUGCGAGGAGAACGGGCUCAGCCUGCAGAAGAGGGGGCCCAACAAAGUGUACCAGCUGCUGCGGGGUCUGCCCUCCAGGCCCAGCUUGAGCAAUGGGAUCGUGCCGCAGAGGAGAGGCUACUCCACGUCGCCCUCGUCCCCCAAGAGAGAGCUGCUACCCGGGAAAAGCGGGCGCAGCUGCGCCUCCCCCGAGCGGCCGGCCCUGCCCCAGCAGCAGCGCGCCUCCAGCCUGAAGGACCAGCGGAGCCGCACCCCCUCCUCCUCCGGCAGCUCCUGCGGCGGCGCCAAGCGCGAAGGCAAACCUAAGGAAGCCUCCUUCAACGCUGAGGAUGGUUACGUGAAGAUGUUCUUGCGGGGACGCCCCAUCCCGAUGUUUGUCCCCGAUGCCGUCGUUGCCACCUACAGCCUGGACGCCAAGCUGGAGCUGCCGCAUAAGAAGUUGAAGCUGGAUUGGGUUUAUGGGUAUCGGGGCCGAGACUGCCGGGCCAACCUUUUCCUGCUGCCUACAGGAGAGAUUGUGUACUUUGUGGCUGCAGUGGCCGUCCUCUACAACGUGGAAGAGCAACGCCAGCGCCAUUAUCUGGGCCACACAGAUGACAUCAAGUGCCUGGCUGUGCAUCCUGAUAUGGUCACCCUAGCAACUGGACAGGUGGCCGGGACUUCUAAAGAUGGCAAGCCACUGCCCCCCCACGUGCGAGUCUGGGACUCUGUCAGCCUGAACACGCUUCACGUCCUGGGGCCGGGGCCCUUUGAUCGCGCCAUCAGCUGCGUGGGAUUCUCCAAAUCUAACGGAGGAGGCCUUCUGUGUGCCGUCGACGACUCCAACGACCACGUCUUGUCUGUCUGGGACUGGCAGAAGGAGCAGAAGUUGGCUGAUGUUAAGUGCUCCAAUGAGUCUGUGCUGGCGGCCACCUUCCACCCCACAGAGCCCACGCUGCUGAUCACGUGCGGGAAAUCCCACAUCCACUUCUGGACCCUGGAGGGGGGCAGCCUGAGCAAAAGGCAGGGCAUCUUCGAGAAACACGAGAAGCCCAAGUACGUCCUAUGUGUGGCUUUCACGGAGAACGGAGACACGGUGACCGGCGAUUCUGGAGGGAAUCUCUACAUCUGGGGGAAAGGGGGGAACCGGAUUUGCCACGCUGUGCCCGGUGCCCACGAAGGAGGCAUUUUUGGCUUGUGCGUCCUGCGGAACGGGACCAUUGUCACAGGAGGAGGCAGGGACCGGCGAGUGGUGCUCUGGGGACGGGACUACCAGAAGCUGCAAGAGAACGAGGUGCCCGAGGGUUUUGGGCCAGUGCGCACCAUUGCGGAAGGAAAGGCAGACUCCCUCUUUGUGGGCACCACCCGGAACUCGGUGCUGCAGGGAUCCUUGGCGACCGGCUUCACUCUGUUGGUGCAGGGACAUACGGAGGAGCUGUGGGGCCUGGCCACCCACCCAAGCUUGGACCAGUUCGUGACCUGCGGGCAAGACAAGCAGGUCCACCUGUGGAGCGUGGCCACUCACCAGCCCCUGUGGAGCAAGGGGAUUGAGGACGCCGCUCGUUCAGCCGGUUUCCACCCCAGUGGCUCCGUGGUGGUGGUGGGCACUGUAACGGGCAGGUGGCUGGUGCUGGACACAGAGACCCGAGACCUGGUGACCAUCCACACCGACGGAGGGGAGCAGAUCUCUGUUGUCAGCUUCUCCCCAGAUGGAAAAUACUUGGCCUUGGGCUCCCACGAUAACUUCGUCUACAUCUACGCCGUCUCGGAGGGGGGCAGGAAAUACGGCCGCGUCGGCAGGUGCUCGGGUCACUCCAGUUUUAUCACCCACCUCGACUGGGCCUUCGACAGCAGCUAUUUGGUGACCAAUUCUGGGGACUACGAAAUCCUGUACUGGGACCCAUCCAAUUGCCGGCAAGUCACCAGCGCCGAAGCCGUGCGGAAUGUUGAGUGGGCCACGGCCACGUGUGUGCUGGGCUUUGGGGUUUUUGGGAUCUGGCCGGAGGGGGCCGACGGCACCGACAUCAACGCAGUGUGCCGCUCCCACGACGGGAAGCUCCUGGCGUCUGCUGACGACUUUGGCAAAGUGCACUUGUUCUCCUACCCCUGCUGCCAGCCUCGGGGCCCGAGCCACACCUACAGCGGGCACAGCAGCCACGUCACCAACGUAGCCUUCCUCCACGAUGACAGCUUGCUCUUCUCCACGGGAGGGACGGACACCAGCGUUCUCCAGUGGCGACUUGUCUAG
Messenger RNA from Heteronotia binoei (common prickly gecko), 2456 nucleotides. RefSeq names its product echinoderm microtubule-associated protein-like 2. Gene Ontology annotation, molecular function: microtubule binding. Gene Ontology annotation, cellular component: mitotic spindle. NCBI's taxonomy places the organism in Eukaryota, Metazoa, Chordata, Lepidosauria, Squamata, Gekkonidae. Gene Ontology annotation, biological process: microtubule cytoskeleton organization. Bases 24 to 2456 code for a protein of 810 amino acids. The record is from RefSeq and is a predicted model, not a curated record. The transcript has 22 exons.